This is a messenger RNA of Moneuplotes crassus, 3435 nucleotides long. The record is from the annotation of a GenBank genome assembly. Lineage: Eukaryota; Ciliophora; Spirotrichea; Euplotida; Euplotidae.
CUGUAUCCAAAAUGAACAUGGCUAAUAAUACCACAUAUAAUCUAAAGUCUUACAGCAAUAAGGCUUGUGAAUUCUUGGCUAAAAUAUGAGAUCAAAUUAAUCAAAAUAAGGACAAGAAAAUACAUGAAAAUGCAAAGGAGUUUUACUUCAAACUAGUUGACUCAAUUGAUGACAAAAGCUUGCAGAUCUUCCUCACCACUUUGGCUGAAUAUGACAUGAAGAAGAUUGAUUUGAUACAAACAUACCAGAGUUGAUACACUGUAAUCCCAAAAGGAAGUGAAUUCAGACCUCUUAUUGAUAUGUUUAAUGGACUCGUGCCUGAAUCAAUGAGGAGAUAUGAUAUCAAUGAAAAGUCUACACUCCAAGGUUAUACGCUAUUACUCAGUCAGAUAAGGACAUCUGUUCCAGACAAAAUUGAUAAAAUCCAGUCUAUUCUGUUCAGCACCAACAUCAAUGAUAACGAGAAACUUCUAGCAAUGAAGGACAUUCUUUCAGGCAACCCUGAGGUUUAUGAGAAGAUAAAAUAACCAGUGAUUGAUCACUGAAAAAGACAUUGAACGUGAGCCUGCAGAGUCUGUCUCAAGUCAAGAAGUUGAAGAGGUUAGAGAAGAACCUGUUCCUAUGAACACUGAUAUUAUGAUUGGAAAUUUCUCAGAAAAAGACUCUGAACAAAAAGAAUCUGAAGAGAAGCAUAGUGAACCAGAGGAGCCAGUUGAGCAAGAGGAGGAUGAGACCUCUCAAGCAGAAGCUAGGUCCGAGUACUCUAGGCAAAGGAUUCAAGAAAUUACUCCCAAAAUUAGCACGAUUAUGUAUGCUGGCGCUUCAGGAAAUAAGCAAUUUGAUAAGAUUGAAGCAAGCCUUUUUGAGAAAAUCUUUAAUUCCUUCAAGAAAAAAUGUAAAUACGAUGAUAUCGUCAAAAUUCUCAAUCUCUACUCAGAAGGAGUCAUUGGAGCAGAUGAGUUAAAUGAGCUUAUUCAGGACCACUUCCCAGUAAACAGUGACUUGAGAGAUCAAUUCUUAAACUUGAUUUACAGUAGGGAAAAUAACAGGAGGCAACUCUCUUGGUUCACUAAGCCUAUUUCAGAAUUUUCCCUUUCAGAUUGUGCAAUUAUUGAUAAGAGUUACACCUCGUUUCCAAGCGACUUCCACAAACUAAUAUGUAGUGGGAUGGAAUUCAUUGAGCAAGAAUGCUUGAAUAGUAAAUAUGUGUCUGUCCCUCGUGGUUCAGAGUACUUCUCAUUUCAUUUGAGAAAUUCAAGUGAAGAACAGCUAUUUCUAGUAGAAGAUGAACGUUAUGAGAUGGACUCCUACCUCGGCAUGACUGAGAGCACUAUUAAUGCACUUCAGAAGCUAAAGAACCAUCAUCAAAAUUUAGACGAAUCAGAAAGAGCAAGCUUGACUGGAGAAAAGAUUAUUGAGUUAAGAGACAAGUAUGUCAAGAAACCUCAGCUAAAAUGGAUCAGGCAUAUUUACAAUUGUACUGAUGAGGAUACGAAGACCGAUCCUCGAUACAACUUCUUGAACCUUCACAACUCAGUAGUAUUCGAUAUCAUCCUAGAACGGCUGACUAAAAAUCAUCGAAACUGGAGCGAGCAGAAGAAAGAUAGACAGAAAUAAAUGGAGAAAACAGUCUAGAGAGCACUGGGCCAAGGCCCUUGAUAACCGUUCAUACCAUUUUAAAACAGCUGAAAAAUAAGGAAAUUGUCCCAAAGGCCAUGCUUAAGGAAGCCAAGGAAAGAUAUCAGAACCACCUCAGUAACCAACUUAGUGAGGAAGAUCUAUUGUCUCUCAUGAACACCUUUAAAGCAUGAGAUAACCCAUUUGUACCUGUUGAGGUAGAAGAUGAUCCAAUGACACUGAAAAGUAAUGAGCUGAAGGCACAUCCAGAGAAGCUUCCAACUUAUAGAAUGCAGGUGAGCGAUCAGUAUAGCUUUGAGAUAGCUAUAAAGAUUCUCUUUUCAAUCCUGAAGUUUCUUCCAUCUUCUCAUAAUAAUCACUCUGAGUACUUGAGAGGAUAUAUUUCUAUGUUUGGGCUAAACUGUAAAAACCCAGAUGAUGUAUCUUGCUGCGAGUUUAGCGAUAGUGAUAGAGACAUUUUGGUAGGAAUCCUAGCUCCCCAUAUCCUCAAUAAACAAGAGGAGGAUAGAGAAAGCCAAGAAAUGUCAGCAGAUGACAAAGAUCAUGAGUCAGAUAGCCCGACUCAGAAGAAAUUCAACGACUGUCUUACCUUUGCAGAUGCUGAGAACCAGACAUUCCUUGAGCUAAUCGAGCUAGAUUGUUUCAAGCUUAGCCCAGCAAAUGAGGACCCAACCAUCGAUGGAUCUACAAUCAUGAUUGAUCCUGAAGAUCAAAAGCCAGAGUCUGAGAAGAUAGAGAAUGAACAAUUCAUCCCAUAUUUCAAAUAAAGAAUACAGUGUGAUGUUUGGAAGUCCACAUCAUUACCCUUUCCUCAAGUGUCUAUUCGUGAUGUAUGAAAGAAUCAGGCUUGCUAAGAAAAUCAUAGAGGAUAAGGUAGAGCAGGAUUUCAUUGAGAACAAAGAUGCUGUCCUUCAUUCUUACAAAGGAUACAUGAAGUCUCAGGAUAGAAUUAGAGAAAACAGAGGACUUAAAGAACAAAGUAAUGGAAAUGCAGGUGACCAUGUUGGAGACGAAACAACUAUUAAAGAGAAGGUAUCCAGGCACCGCUUGGCAAUCCUGAUAGGUAUCGCUAUUACUAAGUCUAAGUCAAAGCUGGACACGACUACUUUUGAAGAGCUAAUUAGAGUAUUCUUAGGCGUCAAGGCAUUCUUUUUCUUUACUUUUGAUAAGCUUAUCGGAGUUGCCAGCAAAGCAUUUCAUAGUCUGUUUAACGAAGAGUAUCAGAAAUCAGCAGCUUUUAACCUAUAUCAGAAAUAUAACAAGCUAGGUGGUGACCAAAGGAAUAAACUGCAUGAGCUAUACUUCUGAGAGUACAAGAAUAGUUUGAAUGAAAUGAGCUCUUCCAAUGGCCAUACUUGUAGAAUAAUGUACUCGCCUAUUAGCAGGAUAAUAUCCGUUCACUACUUCGACAUGAAGAAGCCCCUGACGAGCUCUCGGCUUCUAGAGGACCUAAACGAUUACCGUGAAAAUUACAUGCAGUACGGGAUCCAUGAGGAGAUUUACUCUGGGCUAGUCGCUGGAGAAGAUAACGAGGAUCCUACACCUGAGCUAUCCAUAGCUGCUCCAAAGGUGUUCUUAAAAAGGAACCUUAAAAGAAUGCAAAAGAUAGUUGACACCGAUUGUGAUAUUGAAAUCCAUCAGCAAAUGCCAUCUUAUUUCAGCUCAAAGAAGAUUAAAAUAAGAUAUUGCAGUGACCAAACGGAUUUCAUGCAGAGGAAGCGUAAAAGGCAGAAGCAGAGCGACCAAGAUCAGCAGAAGGGAAACGACCCAGAUCCCCAACAGAAGAAAACUGAGUAG